Molecule: messenger RNA, 647 nt
Organism: Candoia aspera
Lineage: Eukaryota; Metazoa; Chordata; Lepidosauria; Squamata; Candoiidae
Product: thioredoxin
Exons: 5
Coding region: 16-510 (164 amino acids)
Cellular component (GO): cytosol
Molecular function (GO): protein-disulfide reductase activity
Source: RefSeq, a predicted model, not a curated record
UCGGCAGUAGAUAAGAUGCAGGAAGGCGGUGCUAAUAAAAGUGACUCUGCCCCCAUUGAGGAGCUGGAGGCGUCAACAGCGAUAGCGGCGGCAGCGGCAGAAGAGUCGACGGCAGAAGCAGCGGCAGCGGCAGAGGCAGAGGUGGUGACGGGAGCGGAUAGUGUUACGAGCGAGCAACCAGCGGCUGCCACGAUGGUGAAGAUCAUAGGAGACGUGACUGAAUUCCGAGCUACGUUAUUAUCUUCUGGGGACAAGCUCAUAGUUGUUGACUUCUCUGCCACAUGGUGUGGACCAUGCAAAAUGAUCAAGCCCUUCUUCCAUAGCAUGGUUGAAAAAUAUCCAGAUGUAAUCUUUGUUGAAAUUGAUGUGGAUGAAGCUCAGGAUGUGGCCUCACACUGUGAUGUGAAGUGCAUGCCAACAUUCCAGUUCUAUAAAAAUAAUGAAAAGGUGCAUGAAUUUUCUGGAGCAAAUAAAGAAAAGCUGGAGGAAGCCAUUAAGAAGUAUAAGUAACCAAAGGUUCCUAAUUCAUGAAGUGCUGACUGUUAAAUUAUAGCCUUUUCUACAUAACUGAUCAAGUUAGAAUAUGUAUUCAAAUAUACGUUGACCCUUCAGUCUGUAAAUGAAGAGAAUAAAAAUAUAUAAAAGGU